Molecule: messenger RNA, 1239 nt
Organism: Trichoderma citrinoviride
Lineage: Eukaryota; Fungi; Ascomycota; Sordariomycetes; Hypocreales; Hypocreaceae
Exons: 1
Coding region: 1-1239 (412 amino acids)
Source: RefSeq, a predicted model, not a curated record
AUGCAAAUCUCACUCGAGCCGGUCCAAACGCUCAGAUGUCAUGAUCCCCUCGUCGUCGAAGCCGGCCCCAUUGGGGUCGGCCUGCACUCUCUUGGCGCAACAAGACCACGUCUCAGCAUGGCCAAGGCGGCGCUGUCUAGACGCAAGAGCUCAGACUUCCUCCUCGAGGCGCCUCAUCGGCACCGUCUCAAGAGCACCACACGCAAACCCCCUCCUACUACUGUCCUCUCAUCAUCAUCAUCACCAACCCUCAAAGAACGCCCCAGGCCGGACGAGCUCGUGCGGUUCGCCAUCGUAGACCGCAGCAAGCUCGCCGCCUUUGAAUUCUCCCUCGACACCGCCGCCCAACGGGGGUCCCGUCGCGGCGUCAAGCGCUGCCGCCUCGGCUCCGACGUCGAGGGCCCCAACACGGCCUCCGUCGGCCGCAAGAAGCGCCGCCUGCGGAGCCGCCUCAUCACCAGCCGCCUGUCCCAGCCCUUCUCCCAGCCCGCGACGCACAUCCUCAACCGCGAGGGCCGGCAGGUCGGCGACAGGCGCUUCGUCAAGAUGGCCGUCAUGCUCGACUCCAGCCGGCGGGCCGCGUAUCUGCGGGCCACGGCGUACCUGCGGUACUCCAUCAUGAACCGCAUGCGCAAGCGGAUGGGCCUCCAGCGGUAUUAUUGCCAGGCCUCCUCGGCAAAAGAGGGCCACGACGUGGACGGCAGCGGCAACACGGUGCAGCAGGGCAUCGACACCUUCACUAGGGCGCCAUGGCAGCAGUCUCAGUCUCAACAAGCCGUGAAAACGGCCCCCGAGGCGAGAUUCAGCUUUCCCGAGGCGCGCAAAGGCGCAGCAGCAGCACCGCCAGCGCCUCAAGAACCCGUCCAGUCUGUCGAGACACUGGCCAAAGCACCGGCAUGCCGCUUAUCAAAACCCAUAGCUCUGCCGCUGCCCUCGGCGGACGCCGAUGCCACGAAUGAUCGCACCUCGGCCCGCAUCGACUCGACCACGUCGCCGGAGCCGAGGCCGCCGCUCGCGUGGAUGUACGACGACUGCGAGGAGGACAGCUUCGCCUUUCUCCAUGCAGACGAGGAGCACCUGGAUGACGACGACGACGACGACAGCGGUGACGUGUACUGCAAUUUCGAUGCCAUUUUUGCGGCAAAGGCCACCUCGCCGGAUCCGCAGACGCCCGCAGAGGAGCACACGUAUGAAGAGUACAUGGACGAGCUGGACGGCAUUUCUUGGAGGAUUGGGUGA